AUGGAUGAUUUUCUGAACCUGGAGCUGCUCUCGCUCGUGUCCAAGGUCACCUCAGAACUUCAGAACCAUGUCGGCGUCAGCGACAAGACCCUGGCCGAGUUCCUCAUCGCCCAGCGCAUCGAGAGCAAGAAUUUCGACGAGUUUCGCACAAAGCUGGACGGCCUUGGUGCCGAAUUUCCGCCGAGUCUGGUGGAUAGCCUCGAUCGCUUGGUGCUGACCAUGCAUCCCCGCUUCAAAGGCAGAGGCGAAAGUGCAACUGAGCCCAAAGAGGAGCACCACAGCCGGUCACUAGAGGAAAAGGAGAAAGUCUUUAGCGGACUUGCUCUCGCAGAUGGUAAACCAACCCACAAAGACAAUGGUGACGCCAUUGAUGAUACUUUGGCGCUUCUCGAAGGCCUCGAAGGAAAGGCUCGCAAAGAGAAGGGUACACGCAAACGAAGCCGGAGUCCCCACGACGACUCGCGACGACGAAGACGAGAUAGAUCACGAUCAAGGGAGGGACGCAAGCGCGACAGAUUUCGUUCGCGUUCCCGAUCACAAGACCGAGGCGACGAAGAUUGGCGCAACGGAUACAGAGACUCGCGAAAGAGCCGCCACAGACGACGAGACGACCGUGAUGAGUACAAUGACAAAUUCGGACGAGCGCCUGCGGUCGAAAUGGACGAUGAGCCUCAUCUCAAUAAAAUAUACGAGGGCCAUGUCACAGGCAUGAAAGAUUUUGGCGCAUUUGUCAAUCUACACAACGUUCGUGGGCGACAGGAUGGCCUCGUGCACAUUUCUAAGAUUGCGGCCCAUCAACGCGUUAACCAUCCCUCAGACCUUCUUGAAAAGGACAGAAAAGUCUGGGUCAAGGUUAUCAGCGUCGAGGGUAAACGGAUUAGCCUCUCCAUGGCUGCCGUUGACCAAGCCACAGGAAUGGAUAAUGAGCCGGAAGUGAAACUCUCGACAGGCGCCAACAUGGAAGCACUGGGUGGGGGCAGUCGAGGCUUUAAUGAUGUUUCAUCCGGUAUGCCGCGAGACGAUAUUGGUGCUCCGAGAAAACACAAGAAGAGAAUGACAUCGCCUGAACGUUGGGAGAUCCGACAACUGAUUGCGUCUGGUGUGGCGAAAGCGUCUGAUUACCCUGAUUUGGAAGAGGAUUACAAUGCGACUCUACGCGGCGACGGAGAGUUGGAGCUUGAAGAGGAUGUUGACAUCGAAGUGCGCGAAGAAGAGCCCCCGUUUCUUGCGGGCCAAACAAAGCAAUCACUGGAGCUGUCCCCUAUUCGUGUUGUCAAGGCCCCUGAUGGCUCUAUGAACAGGGCUGCCAUGUCCGGUACAGCUUUAGCCAAGGAAAGAAAGGAACUGAAACAGCAAGAGGCGGAUGCUGCCAAGGAAAGGCCCAAGGAGAACCUAUCGUCACAGUGGGAAGAUCCAAUGGCAGACCCCGAAAAGAGGCAGUUCGCUAGCGACUUGCGCAACGCCAAAAUGAACGCAGGUGCAGGCGAUGUCCCAGAAUGGAAGAAGGCAGUCAUUCCACGCAACCAGACUCUGGGCAAACGAACAAAUAUGAGCAUCAAGGACCAGCGUGAAACCUUGCCUGUGUAUGCAUUCCGAUCACAGCUUAUCAAGGCUGUCCACGAGAAUCAGAUUAUGAUCGUUGUUGGCGAAACUGGGUCCGGUAAAACGACGCAGCUAACUCAGUAUCUUGCCGAGGGUGGCUUCGCUAAUGACGGCAUGAUUGGCUGCACACAACCGCGACAAGUGGCGGCCAUGUCCGUGGCAAAGCGUGUUGCUGAGGAAGUCGGCUGUAAGCUGGGAGAGGAAGUUGGUUACAGUGUGCGUUUCGACGACACGACGAGCCCCCUGACCAAAAUUAAGUACAUGACCGACGGUAUGCUUCUCCGAGAAAUUCUCGGUGAUCCUGAUAUGAAGCGUUACUCGGUCAUUAUGCUGGACGAAGCGCACGAGCGUACCAUCUCAACCGAUGUGCUCUUUGCGCUGCUAAAGAAGGCUCUCAAGCGCCGUCCCGAUCUCAAAGUCAUCGUCACCUCUGCCACCCUCGAUGCGGACAAGUUUUCCAUGUACUUUAACGAAUGCCCCAUUUUUACAAUUCCCGGCAGGACUUUCCCUGUUGAGAUUCUAUACUCUCGAGAGCCCGAAUCCGAUUAUCUCGAUACGGCGCUGGUUACUGUUAUGCAGAUUCAUCUGACGGAGCCAAAGGGUGACAUCCUCGUCUUCCUCACAGGUCAGGAGGAAAUCGAUACCGCGUGCGAGGUGCUUUUUGAGCGAAUGAAGGCCUUGGGGCCAGGAGUGCCGGAGCUCCUCAUUCUUCCUGCCUACGCCCAGCUGCCGACCGAGAUGCAGAGCCGCAUUUUCGACCCUGCCCCUCCGGGGGCGAGGAAGGUUAUCAUUGCCACCAACAUUGCCGAGACCUCUAUCACGAUUGAUGAAAUCUACUACGUCAUUGACCCCGGCUUCGUGAAGCAGAGCGCCUACGAUCCGAAAUUGGGGAUGGACUCGCUGAUUGUUACUCCCGUUUCGCAAGCCCAGGCAAACCAGAGAGCCGGACGCGCUGGACGUACCGGACCCGGAAAGUGCUUUCGCCUCUACACGGAAGCCGCCUACCAAUCAGAAAUGUUGCCGACUACGAUUCCUGAAAUUCAACGAGCCAACUUGGCACUCGUCAUUCUCAUGCUCAAGGCCAUGGGUAUCAAUGACUUGUUGCACUUUGACUUUAUGGAUCCGCCGCCCGUCAAUACAAUGCUGACAGCCCUGGAAGAAUUAUAUGCCCUCAGCGCUCUUGAUGACGAGGGCCUGCUCACACGUCUGGGUCGCAAAAUGUCCGACUUUCCUAUGGAGCCUUCACUAGCCAAGGUGCUCAUCACGGCGGUCGACUAUCAGUGCGCCGACGAGAUGCUGAGCAUCGUUGCCAUGCUCAACCAAUCGACCAUCUUCUACCGGCCCAAGGAGAAGCAGACGCAGGCGGACCAGAAAAAGGCCAAGUUCCACGACCCGCACGGCGAUCACCUGACGCUGCUCAACGUGUACAACUCGUGGAAGCACAGUGGCUACUCGAGCCCGUGGUGCUUUGAGAACUUUAUCCAGGCACGCUCGAUGCGGCGCGCCAAGGACGUGCGGGACCAGAUCCUGCGCAUCAUGGAGCGGCACCGGCACGCCGUCGUCUCGUGCGGGCGGGAUACGCAAAAGGUGCGGCGGGCGCUGUGCACAGGCUUCUUCCGGAGCGCGGCGCGCAAGGACCCGCAAGAGGGCUACAAGACCUUGACGGAGGGCACGCCCGUGUACCUGCACCCGUCGUCGGCGCUGUUUGGCAAGCAGGCCGAGUGGGUCAUCUACCACGAGCUGGUGCUGACGACCAAGGAGUACAUGCACUGGACGACGGCGAUUGAACCCAAGUGGCUAGUCGAGGCGGCGCCGACCUUCUUUCGGGUCGCGCCCACGGACAAGCUGAGCAAGCGAAAGGCGCAGGAGAGGAUCCUACCACUGUACAACAAGUACGCGGCCGAGGACGACUGGCGACUGAGUGCGCAGAAGAGGGGAGGACGGGGUGGUGGUGGUGGUACUUGGGGUUGA
This is a messenger RNA of Cordyceps militaris CM01, 3573 nucleotides long. Its product is annotated as ATP-dependent RNA helicase DHX8. The coding region runs from base 1 to 3573 and encodes 1190 amino acids. Lineage: Eukaryota; Fungi; Ascomycota; Sordariomycetes; Hypocreales; Cordycipitaceae. The transcript has a single exon. Gene Ontology annotation, biological process: spliceosomal complex disassembly. Gene Ontology annotation, cellular component: catalytic step 2 spliceosome; intracellular anatomical structure. The record is from RefSeq and is a predicted model, not a curated record. Gene Ontology annotation, molecular function: RNA binding; ATP binding.